Messenger RNA from Nematostella vectensis (starlet sea anemone), 1837 nucleotides. RefSeq names its product molybdopterin synthase catalytic subunit. The record is from RefSeq and is a predicted model, not a curated record. The coding region runs from base 262 to 774 and encodes 170 amino acids. Gene Ontology annotation, molecular function: molybdopterin synthase activity. The transcript is spliced from 6 exons. Gene Ontology annotation, biological process: Mo-molybdopterin cofactor biosynthetic process. NCBI's taxonomy places the organism in Eukaryota, Metazoa, Cnidaria, Anthozoa, Actiniaria, Edwardsiidae. Gene Ontology annotation, cellular component: cytosol.
GAAAAUUCAUGCAAAUGUCAGGGAGUGCAGCUGGUUUCGCUUGGCAGCUAUUUUUUUUCGGAAUGAUUGAACCAGUGCUGAUAACUUUUAGCCUAAGGUUUCAUUUAAAGUUUUAAUUCACGCUGAGUACCAGAUGAAUCGGGGUGACCCACGCUAUCUUUAUCGCUAUUGAAAUAAUUUUACUUGAAGUGUUGAACGAUAAAAUCGUCGUUUAAGUCGAGAAACCCGUUGUUGGUUCUUCUGGCAAAUAACUUCGGUGUCAUGAUGGCAUACACUGUAGCUAAACUCGAAAAAGAUAAAAGAAAGUCGAAAAUAAUGGCCGAUGACGUCACGGUCAUUACCCCGGAUGUUCUUCACGUGGAACAGGUGAUGGCCCUUGCCCAGUCCCCCUCUGCUGGUGCUGUUUCGCUUUUUGUUGGAACUACCAGAGACAACUUCGAAGGCAAGAAUGUGGUACGGCUGGAAUAUGAAGCCUACAUCCCAAUGGCAAGUUCAGAGAUGAGGAAGAUCUGUAAAUUGGCGCGCGAAAAAUGGAAUAUUAUGAAAAUAGCUAUUUACCACCGAAUAGGGAUCGUCCCUAUUGGGGAAGCGAGUGUUAUCAUCGCCGUGUCUUCAGCUCACAGGAAGGAGUCCCUUGAGGCUGUCAGCUUUAUCAUCGAUACAUUAAAAGCGACGGUGCCUAUAUGGAAAAAGGAAAUCUAUGAACAGGGUGAAGCUCAAUGGAAAGAAAACAAGGAAUGUAGCUGGCGCUCAGUCAAGAUGUCCACCGUCUGACUUGACACAGGGAGCCAGUCAAGAUAUCCGUCUGACCUUACACAGGAAGCCCAACUUCCACGCUUAAAGAAAAGGUCACAGUUUGACCAAAGUUUGAACUAGUUCUGAGCUUUGCGUUGUUGUCGAUAUAGAUUUUUAGCUCAUGUGUUCUCCUAUUGCUCUAACGACUGGAAUACUGCGAAAUGGCUUUCGUUUUACGGUAAACUUUAUUCAAACUGUGACCUUUUUUUUUUGGACCGUAGGAGUGAGCUCCCUCUGACCUGAGAAAUGAAAUGCAGAAAGUAGGGAGUAAAUAGAGCCGCCAUUGCUGGCCCCCCAACGGCGAUGCUGUUUAUACACCAUGUUGGGAGUUGCUGAAAAGCAAAAGAUAUUCGCCAGCAUUUCCACUCUCUUGUGGUCAGUUAAGCUUGGCGGGGUAGUGCUAGCGGAUGUUGGCGGUGAUUGCACGGGGACUCCUUGCCAUAAGCAGAUAAGAUACGCAAUCCGUGAUAGAUAGUCUGCAUUGCAAGCGUUCCAUUUUCCUGGGUAACAGAAGUUAUCGCGCCGCCGAACACCCGAAGGUGCGACAAACGGAUGUCCAGCAUCGGCGGAAAUUUGUCGUGCCUUAUCACUCGGCCAGAAGCCUAUGCGCAAUUGGUAUCUGUCAUUCUGUGAACGGAGCUUCAUCGGGUACUCUGUAGAGAGUAAACCUGGCGCUUUUCUUUUUUGCGUGGUACCCUUCAAAAAUGUACUGGUCGGCAAAAGCUUUUUUAUAUAGAGUGGUUUUGAAAAACCCAUGAAAUACUAUUUAGUUUAUUUAGUACUAAUACACUGUAAUGUCUUUGUUUUCUUUUGUUCUGGCUUGACUAUUACACUUUAACAAUUAUAUUUUGUUGCACGAGAAUUUGAAAACCACAGAAUACAGUUUAAUCACUUUAUUGAACUUUGCACCAAGUUAAUUUCAUAGGAGAGAAUUCCCAGUGGUUGCACUAGUCAUUGGUUCAUUUUAUCUAAAAGUUCAUAAUACACUUUAUCUUAUAAACCUGGCGAUUGCUUUACAGUAAAUACACAAAUAAAUAUGGCA